Staurois parvus is the source of this 301-nucleotide messenger RNA. Lineage: Eukaryota; Metazoa; Chordata; Amphibia; Anura; Ranidae. The record is from the annotation of a GenBank genome assembly.
UGCUCAGUUUGGUGUGUAUUGCUAGAGGUUUUUUUUUUCCUUGGGAGAGCGCAUGUGAUCAGCACAGGGCCAAUCAGCACUGUCCAGACAGGAGGUCAGGGGUUCUGCAGCCUUCUAGAGCAAAAUGAAAACUCCUCCUACAAGCUUUAACCAGUGCUCUGCUGGACACUGAUAGAAGUCACAAGACUGCUCUAACUGCUGAUGAGAAAAGAUAUUUAGCACUUUAUAUUUACUAAAAUCAUUGCACUUCCAUGUUCUGUGUACUGUGGGAGACCAGAUAUAGUGGAUGCAGGGUUCUGGG